GUAACCAUAACUAAUAUAAACAAAUAUGGCGGCAAAACAUCGACAUGGUGCAAUGUGGAAAACCCGUGCGUUGAAAUUUUACAUUGACUGAGAAAUUAAAGUAAAAACGUUCACCAUGUAUCGAAAAUAUCUACAAGAAAUUGCCAUCAGAGAGAAGCAAAUGGGAAACAAUUGCAGUUCAUCGGCUUCGACCAGUGGUAUGAUAACCCGUCACCCCGACCCCCAGUCCUCGGAAAAUAGCAGGACACCACCAGAACCUCCGACACCAUCAGGGCACCACGCAACAGAGUCCGGAAAUCAGAAUGCUCAAAACCCAGGCCCAAGUAAUUCUACCGGAACCCCAAAUCCUGCUCAGGCACUCCCAAAAGAGCUCACGGAGGAACAGAAAAAGACUAUGGAGAAUCAAAAGCGAGAACUUGAAGCUCUGCUUGAGACCGUUGAUCAAACAGAGAAGAUGAUUUUCAUGGCUUUUCCCUUCCAGGAGGCUAUUAUUCUUGGGAAUUUUUACGCCACUUUUCCCAACACAAUGAAAACUAUCCGUAUUUUUACCAGCAGCACGUUCACAGAUACAAAAUAUGAAAGAAACUGUUGGAUGGAAAAGGCGUAUCCCAAAAUCAAAGAGCACUGUUUCAAGAAGGGUUACGAAUUCCAAGUGGUGGACAUGAGAUGGGGCAUCCGUAACCAAGCAACGGAUGAUCACAUGACAACAGAACUCUGCUUGCAUGAACUUCGCGAGUGUCAAAAGCUAUCAAAAGGACCCUACUUCAUUUCCCUUUUUGCUCACAAGUAUGGAUACCGUUCUCUUUCUCGGGAAAUAAAUGGCGAGGAGUUCCGAAAGAUCCAGGGUGCAGUUACUAAUCAGGCGGACUUGGAACAUCUCUUAAGAUGGUACGAGCUGGACUCAAACGCAGUCCCGGAUGUUUUCCUUUUAAAGCCCAUCAGUAGAAACAUACCGGACUUCCUCUCCAAAGACUUUGAAACCCAGAAAAAGGCGAAAUCUGAGUGGUGGACGGAGAGCGAACGACUGAUGGAGAUCAUAGCUACAGGGGCCACCGAGGCACUGGACGAGGACAGCGCCAGAAAGUACAAAAUAUCGGUAACGGAACUGGAGACGGAAGUUGCACUAAAUGAAAACAAUGCAGUCAAAAAGAGUUUCUGGUUCCGGAAAGAUUUUAAAGAUAUAGAAAAGCAGAACAACUGCUAUACCCUUUCCAGGUAUAUAGAAUGCUUGGGAGACGAGAAGGUAUGGCAGAAAGCUCGAGCAAUGAACAAGGACCUCAAGGACCGGAUGACGAGUAAGCUAAAUGCAGACCACGUACACACAUACGAACUCAACUGGAUGGAAAAAGGAAUUGAUCCGGAUUGCAGGGAACACGCUGAUUACCUGGAGAAGAUAACCACAGACUUCCAGAACCAGAUGAUCGCGUCCAUAGACGAGUCCAUAAAGGAGAGGGAAAACGACAAAAAAUUGACCUUGAGGCCUGACCAUGAAGAGUUCAUGGAGCAUGCGGUGCUGGUCAAGAAAAAGUGCGAUGGCGUCAGGGGACGGGACGACAUCGUUAAGAAAAUCAAGGAUUAUGUGUUGGGAGAUAGCAAGGAGCCGUUAAUUGUACACGGGGAGUCGGGCUGUGGGAAAACCUCCAUCAUGGCGCUGGCCGCUAGGGAGGCGUUCUCGUGGAUUCACGGAAACGGCAUGGUCAUAAUGAGGUUUUUGGGAUCGACACAGGAUAGUUCAAACGUCGUGUCCCUCCUUCAGUCCAUCAACUCCCAGAUAGAGAAAUAUUUUAAGUUAAGGGCUGUCAAAUCUCAGGAUUUAAAACAGCUGAUCAAAACGUUUAAAACGUAUUUACGUUUCUUCGUCCUGAGGAGGAAAACGAUUGUGAUAUUCAUAGAUUCUAUAGAUCAGCUCGAUAAAUCUCAUAAUGGCCGCCUUGUGUCGUCAUGGAUACCGAACAAUCUGCUGAAGGCCGCCAAAAUCAUCAUAUCCACCAUUGAUCAUCCCGACUUUGGAGUAUUUCCUGACAUCAAAAGUUUUGUGUCGGAGGAUAACUUCAUUUCUGUGCCCCUUCUGACGCCGGAGAAUCGGAUAGACGUCCUUGAUCAUUGGUUCCAAAUAAACAACCGGAAACUGACGGACGAACAGCGGUCCUACGUACUGAGCAUGUUCGAGAAGUGCUCCUUACCGCUUUACAUCAAACUCUGCUUUCGCAAGGCGGUCACGUGGACCUCGUUUCGUCCAAUAGAAGAGUGUCAACUGGAAGACACGAUUCGUGGAUGCAUAGACAAGCUGUUCAGGUCUCUUGAAAACAAACAUGGAGAGUUAUUCGUCGCCAGAGCUCUAGGAUACGUUACAGUUGCGAAACAUGGUUUGUCAGAGUUUGAACUGGAGGACAUACUUUCUUGUGAUGAUGACGUAUUAAAUGACGUGUAUCAAUUCUGGACCCCGCCCAUUAGACGACUUCCGCCUCUCUUGAUCGUGCGCCUGCGUCACGACUUAAACCGAUAUCUUGUCAACCGGGGGGACUCCGGUGUACAGAUCAUGGGCUGGUACCACCGUCAGUUCUGGGAGGCGGCCCAGGACCGCUACACCAAGGACAAGGACACCUGCCAGAGGCUCCACGCGGGGAUUGCCGACUACUUCAUGGGCAGGUGGUCCGGAGACGUUCCAAAGCCAUACAAGGAUAAACAUGGCGAAUCGGAAGCCAUUCGUUAUGUGGCCAGCCAGCCAAUACAACUGGGUAACCAAAUGAACGAACGGAAACUGAAGAGCCUACCGUACCAUCUGGCCAUGUCUGGCAAUCUGCCAGACCUCAAGAAGGAGUGCCUCCUUAACUUCGACUUCCUCAUCCAUAACCUUCUCUGUCUUCAUACGCAGGACCUGUUGGAUGACUUUGACCUGACCAUCAGUCUGUUCCCCGGGGAGCAGGACUUACGGUCCCUGUCCCAGGCCAUCAACCUUUCCGCCGCGGCCCUCACCCAGGACCCCCGCCAACUCCCCGGGCACCUGUUGGAUCGCCUGGAACACAUACAGGGUCUCCAAGAUCUUCUGACACAGUGCCGCCAGAGCCCGUACCCCUACCUCCUCUGCUCCCACUUCUUGCUGAAGAAGCCCGGGGGUCAACUGGUCAGGACCCUCACUGGGCACAACUCAGUAAUCGAUAGCUUAGACCUGCAUCAAUAUCCCGAGGGCAAGCUGGUGGCGCUUAGUGCGAGUGAGGGAGACAAUCUGAUAAAGACGUGGGACGUACACGCGGGGAAGGAGCUCAAGUCCAUUCCCGCCAUGCAAUCUAAAAUAUGUAAGGCCGAGUUUGCGGUAGAUGGAGAAAUCAUCCUUCAGGUGUACCAAGAUAAGAUAUAUGGAUGCAAUUCAGGUGGGGACGUCAAGUAUACCAUUGUGUUUCCAGCCAUUUCGGUAACAACUGCGGGUCCUAAACAAAGCAACAUCGUUGCUAUUAGUGAAAAGGAGUUUGUCUUAUGGGAUGCUACGACCGGAAGUGAAUUGAAACGUAAAGAAUUGCCACCCAAACUCAAACCUGACAGCCUGGAGUGCAUUUCAGGAUCUGAAAAUUUUGUUGCAUUUACGGGUGAGAUUAUGGGAUAUCUUUGUGUGUAUAAUGUGAGAGAAGAUACAUUUUCCCGUGUCGUGAAGAUGAAGGAUGAUGAAGACAUCAACAGCAUGGCGAUAACGUCUGACGAGACCCACAUCAUCAUCUCCAAAGGAUUGGACAAUGUGGUGUUGGUGGAUAUUGCAGAUCUGAAUGAAAUACGAACUCUUGAAGCUCUGAAACAUUUGCAGUGUAUCGACAAGAUUUACUCUCUCUACGGAUCCAUGGUAGUCUGUAACGAUAAAAUUGUCUGUAUAUCAAACGAAACGGGCAGCGAAGUGUCUUCCCAUUUCCCGCACUCAAUCUCUCUGGUGGAUGUAAGGACAUGCGACCUGAAGCUGUUCGUUACCCGGUCCCAGGAUAACAUCCUCAGGGUGUGGGACAGAGCGAGGAAGGACGUCCAAAACAAACUUCCGCAACAGAGCAACAGAAUCAGAAAAAUCAUGCCAAUGAAGAACCCCCGUUACGCACUCAUACGUCGCCAAGAUAAAGAACAGACGACUGCUAUAUAUGAAAUCUAUGACCUCCUUAAACAUGGCGUCAUCAAACGGUUUGCUCUGGACACCAAUGUUUCCGAAGAGGUUCUCCUGGACGAUGACGACACACUUAUAGUGAGCACAAAAAAUGACAAAAUGAAGGCCAUAUCCCUGGAAACAGCUACUAUUGUUUCAGAAUUUGAGGGAUUCUUAGCUCUGAGUAAUGAAGUGCGGUCUAUCAAUGGGGGCAAAGAAAUAGUUACGCAGACACGAGGGAGACAAAACCUGAAAUGUUUCGAUGCAAAAACUGGAAAAGUGACAAAAAUCAUCCAAUUAUCAACAUCUGAUAAAAAAUAUCUUGUUGAAACAUUUGUGGCUUCUUCCGAUGGACAGAUUAUUGCUUGCGUUACCGAAGAUGAAACGUUUCUAGUCUGCGAUGCAGAGAAGAAAAGAGUGAUAAAGACAUUGCGAGACAAAGAUAUUGGAAAAGAUGUUAGUGAUAUCGGGUUGGAAAUCGACAUUUCUAGAAACGGGAUAUACGUUAUAGGGUCAGUACAACUGAAACGGCCCAACGUAACAACUCCUUUUGUUUGGAACAAGGAAGAAGAGACAUGCUCGAUCCUUUUCGAUGAAGAAGAACUCAAGUCCUACAAACAGCAGGGCAAGUCAAUGAAUGAUUUGGAAAUGUAUAACACAAAGGUGAUAAAAGACGAGCUGCUAGCCGUGGGGUACAUGGAUGGAGCCAUCAGACUCUGGGACCUCAAACUCGGCAAACUUCACAUGAAGCUGAGCGGCCAUACCGAUGUGCUUGACCUAGUGAUGGCGCCGGGGGGUACUUUCCUGAUGUCUUACUGUGACAUGGAGGAGGAAAACUUGAUGAGGAUCUGGGACGUGGACAGCUGGGAGUGCGUGGCCACCUACCGGUCAGAAAUUGUGUUUGGUCGAAUGACUGCAGGGACUGACGGGAAAAGCUUUCUUGCAGAGAUAGACGACAAUGUCGUACAGCUCACACUGAAUGAUUACGACAGAGAGGAGCUGGAGGAACUAGAAAUCAAAAACAAACCCAAAGAGUUGGAUUACAAAUUGAAGGUUUUAAGUGAGGAUGACAACAGGGUAUCAGAAGGGGACCGAGAUAAAGAAGAAAAGGAGAAGGAUUUUGUUUUUUCAGAUGAUGACGAUGAGAACAAGGAAGAGGACGAUGGAAAAGAGGAAUAGAAUGAGGAAAAGAGGAACAGGAUGAGGAGGAGGAAUAGAAUGUGGAAAAAGAGGAAGAGGAUUAGGACAAACUUUAACUCAAUUAGUUCAGUUAGAUUAAUUACUUGUUGAAAAAAAAUUAUUAACAUUACUCGGCAGCUGAAAAAUGGACACCUAUUUCUUGAUAUUUGCUUUAUCAGAAUGUACAACUUUGUGAACAAUACAUCUUCAUGUCAUAUAGAAUAGAUCCAGUAUUUAUAGGCUAAUCUGCAUUCUUUUCUAUGGACAAAGCUUUAGCCUAAUAUUAUCUUUAAUUCAAGGUCGUUAAUCUAUUACAGAUAUCUAUCUAACAAAACCUUUUAUGAUACACAAACUAAUAAUAAAGCAUAAAAAAUCUGCUUGGUCUUUUCCGUGUAAAGUUUCAGUAAACUAUUGUCUUUGUUGCCAAAAACAACCCAAUGUCUUCGUGAAUUUCUGAAGGAUAUGACAGUUACUGUAAAUUCCUUAAUAAAACGCGAGGAAAUGAAGUUCGUACAUAUCGCGGAUCUCACCUUUCUUUUGGACAGAUGUAAACUUAAGAAUUAACUAGUACUGUCCUAAUGGGACUAAUACCCCCGCAAGACUAAUUUCAAAUGGGACAAAUAAUUGAAUUGAAUAAUAAAGGUUUGGAACGGUUUAUUCCCGUUUUCCACACAUUUGAAAAUUAGGUAUCCGAAUGUAUGGUAUUACAAGCAAACAAAGGCACCCUUGUCGGGACAAACGAUAAUUUGUUAGGGGCUGUGUAGCGAAUGAAUACACCUAAUUAAAGAAAAUCGCCAGAACUAAACUUGUAUUACGUGCAAAACCUUAAUAAUAUGUACAGUGUACACUACGUGUGCUUUGUUUUGUAAAAAAUAAAGAGAAUGGGAUUGACUUUCCGCUGAAUGUG
This is a messenger RNA of Magallana angulata, 6203 nucleotides long. RefSeq names its product NACHT and WD repeat domain-containing protein 2-like. Bases 116 to 5296 code for a protein of 1726 amino acids. The transcript has 28 exons. Gene Ontology annotation, molecular function: protein binding. The record is from RefSeq and is a predicted model, not a curated record. Lineage: Eukaryota; Metazoa; Mollusca; Bivalvia; Ostreida; Ostreidae.